GUUCCUUUCUUCUUUGCCCUGACAUGAGUGACGCGAAAUCGCUGCAACUCACUGGCACACCGAGUGCCUAACGAUGAUCAUACACUACCAUGGUCAUGUGCGGUUCAGUGAUUCGUUGCAUUAAGCUCGCACGACAAACAGCUCUCGAUACCUACCUGCACCCUAUAGAAUUAUUUCACUUGCAACCUAAUAUCGAGGUGAAGACAAAUCUAGCAUCCGAAUUCUACAUACACCCCUCCGAAGCAACAUGGACAGUCUCAAGCGCGCCCGGGUAAUCAAAAGUGAGAUCGAGAAGAACAUCUCCGUCCUCACGCCUGAGGACAAAAAGGUCAGCACACGCCGCAACGACGACGAAGAUCCUGAAAACGUCGCUAUAAAGAGUCUACGUCAAGAGCAAAAGUGGUCUUGGAACGAGAUCGCCGACCACCUCAACCAGGAGCGCCUUAACAAGGGCGAAGCAGCUAUCUUCACAGAAACGGCCGUCUACAGUCGCUAUGUCCGUAAUGCACCUCGCGUUGCGACAUCUAUCGGCGAGAUCGGUUUUGACCCAAAGGAUUACAUGCACCUUCGCAAUCCGAAUCAGUACACUCAGGCUCAAGGAACAGGAGUCAUCAGCAAGGCGGGUAAGAAGCGCAUCAAAGACUACGACAACGCGACUGAGCUCAAAGCCAACAUCCGGCAGCCAGUCACUGCAGAACUACAGGAUAAAGGUCUGGAGGAGGUAGAAAAGACUGAGCAGCUCAUGAAAGCGGUAGCAAAGUGCGAGCGCAACUUUUGGAAGUAUGUCGCGGAUGAGAUGGAGAGGGCGACUACCAAGAUGUACGAUCCCGAGGAGCUGGCGAGUCGCUUCCAUGCUAUUUGAGGUGGUUGAAGAGUAUGCUCUUCUUCCUGUCAGUGCGCCACGUGCAAGUGAAGCAAUUCGGUGGUAUAUGCGUUAUGGGAAAGGAUAAGGCACUAGCUCGGUCGCGGUAAGCUUAAACUUAGUGAUGGAU
Molecule: messenger RNA, 992 nt
Organism: Alternaria alternata
Lineage: Eukaryota; Fungi; Ascomycota; Dothideomycetes; Pleosporales; Pleosporaceae
Exons: 2
Coding region: 248-862 (204 amino acids)
Source: RefSeq, a predicted model, not a curated record